Molecule: messenger RNA, 1242 nt
Organism: Endocarpon pusillum Z07020
Lineage: Eukaryota; Fungi; Ascomycota; Eurotiomycetes; Verrucariales; Verrucariaceae
Exons: 3
Coding region: 1-1242 (413 amino acids)
Source: RefSeq, a predicted model, not a curated record
AUGGAGUUGCGCAUGGCUCAGAUCCUACCCCCGGGCUACCUCUAUGGAUCAGGAUUUGUGUUCUCUGGCAGCUUUUCCCAACUGUACACCGCAUUCGGGAGGGGCGCUCCCAUACCAUUCUCAUAUACAGGGUGUGGAGACAGCUGCACAACGACACUCCAAGGAUUCGGCUUCAGUGUCAACUGUUCAACUGUCCCAGUGUCCAAUGACGACGCGAGGGCAGGCUUUAGAUCUGAGAAUGUGACGACGAUUGGGAGUGCCGUACCGGUUUUCAACGUCUCAUCCAGCCUUUAUGGUGAAAUCGAGUGCGACCUUGGCGAUUCCUGCUUCGCCAAAAAUAAGGCUGCAGCAGAACUUGGAAGGAUCGAGAUUGCAAACUUGUUCAAAGCAGCGCCCGAUUGUGAGAGUGAUGUGUCUGUUACCAGCUGCAGUCUGCAGCAAGCUAUAGUGGAGUACGAUGUUGUGCUCCAAGACGGCAUCGUUUCUUUGCAACAUGCGCAUUGGCAGAACGACACCGUCCUAUACAAUACACCACCUUGGGACGAGCCUGAGUCCCUCAACUACUACGGUAUUACGCCAUGGUGGAGCAGCUCUAUGAACUGGGUCAACUUUUUCAUGUUGCAAUUCAACGAAGAGCUUGAUAGGUACGGCGAUGGCGAGCUAGGACCUGCGAGUAUGAAUCCUAUCUUCCGGCUCGCGCAGCAAUUCAUUAACGACGAUGCCGUAAACUCCCUGAACUCAAUUAACUGCAAUACCACGUUUGACGACCCGAGUCAGUAUGUCGUCGACCGAAUCCGCGAAAUAGCAUUUCGCACCUCUGUCGCUGCUGCAACCGUCACGAACAACACCAUUCUCUUUGGAAACGACUCUCUUAUCACGUCUGGCCUUCCUCUCAUUCGAAAUUGGACGCAAACAGUUUCAUAUACCGGCCGGUCAACCCAGACCGUCUACUCGGUCAGUACGGCGUACCUGAUAAGCGCAGUCGUCGUCAGCUUGCUUGGUGUGGUGGCUAUUGCACCGCUGUAUUGGGGUUGGUGGGAGCUUGGCAGGGAUGUCAGUUUCAAUCCGUUGGAAGUGGCCAAGGCGUUUCAUGCCGAGAUUUUGAUAGAUGCCGAUUGGAACAUGAGUAAGGAGGGUUUGGUGAAGAUGGUUGGGGAAAGAGAGGUGAGUUAUCGGGUUGUGGAUGAAGGGGUGAAGGAGGAAUUCAAAGAUGUUGCGCGUAAAGGAGGAGAGGAGACUUGA